UUGAUCUGGUCAUUUUAUUGAUGUCAGCAUGCAUAUGUUCAGCAUCAGAGGUGAUAACAAUCAACUGUUCUAACAAUGGAUGUGGUGAUUACAAUAUGGAUAAAUCAGUGAUGUGUUGUAAAUAUGAAGAUCUACAGUCGGAUGAAUUUGUUUACGACAACGUAGUGUCGCACUCGUACUCGAGAAGUUAUGGUACAGUAGCCACAUACAGUCUUAAUGUGCAAAAAUUUGUUGUGAUCAACAGCAACAUAACGAAAAUACCGAAAAAUUUAUUCCAAAACAUCGAAGAGUUGAGAUAUUUGGAUGUAGUGAACAGUGGCGUGCAAAAUAUUUUCGUUACCGAUUUCUACGGAGCCAAUGAGUUAACUCAUCUGAAUUUGACAAAAAAUGCAAUUGAAACGCUUGAGCCGAAAUUAUUUGUCCAUGCUCAGAGUUUGGUAGUCCUUGAUCUGUCCUUCAAUGAUAUAACCAAUUUAUCGGAGUAUGCCUUCGAUCACUUGGAUAAAUUGAAAACAUUGAUUCUGUCCAACAAUAAGCUGACAGCAUUUGAAAUAAACCAGAGAUUUACCGACUUAGAAGUGUUUUCAAUUGAAGAAAACUUUUUAACUGUUAUGGGACAGACGAUAUUUCAAAAUUCAUCGAAAUUACGUGACGUCAAUCUGAGUAAUAACAAUUUACGCAUAAACCAUCUUGUUUUGCCGAGUAAUGCAACUCUUGAAACGUUUGAUAUUUCAAACAAUUUCGCGUCGAUAAGCAUCAGCUCGAAGAAAAUCUCCAUUAAGAAUACCACUACGUCUGCAUAUUUCGUUCACAGAUCGGUCGAAGUACUUGAUGCUUCGUAUAAUCAAAUUUCCAACAUUCAAUUCGAAAGUAACGUCUACCUGACAAUACUCAAUUUAACGAACAAUAAUCUGACCAGUGUAGAAAGUGUAACACAUUUACACAACCUACAACAACUGGAUUUAUCCUUUAAUGCAAUCAUAGACUUUGGAAUUUCUUCAUUUUCCGAAAUGAAUGAUCUGCGCGUGCUAAAUUUACAAAAGAGCGGAUUAACGUCCCUGGCCUUUGGUACGUUCUCGCAGCAAACACAGCUCACCUUUCUUGACAUUUCCGAUAACAAUUUAAAGAAAAUCGAUUUUGAUAUGCUAAUGUUCAUGUCGUCCUUAUCAGUAUUGCACAUCGCAGGCAAUCAGUUCACGAAUAUUGAUGUUUCGGAUAUAAAAAGUAUCUUACCGAAUCUGACAACCAUUAGCAUCUCAAGAAAUCUAUUCGAUUGCCGUGAUUUGAUAUCGAUUAUGAAAAGUUUAAGUUCGUUACGAAUUAAUUUGCACAUCGACGAUGAGAGUGUGGUUAAAAAUAGCAGCAACGUCCGAGGCAUCAAAUGUUUCGGUGAUUCAAGUGAUGCAUUAAACGGGAUAAGAAUUAAAAGCGUUCAAUUAUCAAGUGAAAAAAUACGCGACUCGAACGAGAAAGAAAUACAUGAAUUAAAGAGAAGUUUCGAUUCGCUGAAAAACCAAUUCGAAAAACUUUCCAUCGAACAAAAGCGAAAUCUAUCCGCUUUAAAUGAAAAAUUCAUUUCUUCUUCCAACCAAAAUCUUUUAAUUCAUGGCAAUGAGUCGGAUUCGUUUCAAUUUGCAUUUGCAUUUCUGCUUAUAAUUGUAAUUUUAUUUGCUAUCGGAUUAUCAAUAUUUCUGUACUGUAAGCUUCGUACUAAGAGGCGAUGGUAUACGGCAUCAAAACAGAAUUGCACGAGUGCUGAUCAAACUUUGGUAUAAAUGAAAAUGUUGUUCAAUAUUGUAAAUAAAUGAAAAUAAAUAAAUUUG
This is a messenger RNA of Bradysia coprophila, 1823 nucleotides long. RefSeq lists its product as uncharacterized. NCBI's taxonomy places the organism in Eukaryota, Metazoa, Arthropoda, Insecta, Diptera, Sciaridae. The record is from RefSeq and is a predicted model, not a curated record. Gene Ontology annotation, molecular function: protein binding.